Schistocerca nitens (vagrant locust) is the source of this 751-nucleotide messenger RNA. RefSeq lists its product as uncharacterized. The transcript is spliced from 4 exons. Lineage: Eukaryota; Metazoa; Arthropoda; Insecta; Orthoptera; Acrididae. The record is from RefSeq and is a predicted model, not a curated record. Bases 267 to 644 code for a protein of 125 amino acids.
AUAGGCCUGUUUUUUACCAGGUGCUCUGUUGCAUUAGUUAUGACUGUCAUAGUGCAUUAUGUGACUACCCCGAGAAGGUGCGAGCUGCGUACGUGAAAAGUGACAUUAAUGGCAGACUCGCUUGGCGCCCUUUGUUAACGGAAUCAGCCAUCACAUGUAGCUGCACGACUUCACGCAGGACCGUCAUCUGUUUGGCGAGUAUAUUGUGCGAUUCAGCUCUCCGUUUGGCAACUACGACGAAGAUACUCCCUGUGAUAAUAUAUUUGAUGGUGCUGGGAACUCUGAAACGCUGCAGUACCGACGUUGGCAAGUGGACUGGAAAUUUUGAAGACAGUCAAAAGACUGUGAAACCACUGUUCCUCAAACGCUUGGCAGCGGCUGAAAUUGAAGCAGAGCACGUGAGCGGUAUGCUGGGAGUUGAGCAGGAGGAAGGAAUUUUUGGGGAGUCGGAAACAGUGGUUCGAGUGGUGCAGACGCUGACCAAGAGAGUUGGAAGCUGCUGGGCACUUCUGGCUGCUAUCGGCAGUCUGCUGUUAUGGAGGAGAGCUGCUGGCGAAACGUCAGAAAAAUCAUCAGACGAAUGUCAGCCGAAGAACCCAGGACAGAAGCCAACAGGCAGUUUGUCAUGGCUACGAAAGCCUUAAGAAUUUUGUAACUGUAUGUUUCAUUGUCCACGUUGGUUUAAUACUUACUGUGCGGCUGGUCCUGGCGGAGGUUUGAGUCCUCCCUCGGGCAUGGGUGUGUGUGUUUG